UUUACAGUGAUAGAGAAGUUCAACGGACAAUGUACUGUAUUGCAUCAUCUGUUACUACCUGACUUAGAUCAUCCCUGCCUGCAGUGUCACCAUAGCUUCAGAUGGGAUGAUUGCAGUUGUGACUCUGGCCAAUGGAGACAUGAGAAAGGCUCUCAAUAUUUUACAGAUGCAACCCUUAUGCAAGUUUGUGUAUGCAGUGGUCUGCAUUGCAGCAGUGGACGGAGCGUUUACGUGGUUCUCGGGCGCGCCUUCUACAAGUUUCACCUCGGUUAAUUUAACGGAGUCAAAUCCGUGCUCAGUCGCGAAAGCUUACAUGGCACCGUAUGAUGAUCAGGUGGCUCCAAUGCAUGUUUACCGUUGCAUCUUGAGUCAGACUCCUGACGGGGGUUUUUCCACGAAAGUCUAUGAUCGAGGGUUCGUCCUAGCCACUCCAGGAUCGUUCAUAUUCUGUGAUGAGACUGCCCUCAGAAUGAAGUGUCAGCAGUCGAGUUACUCCCUGACAGUGGUCGCAGCAGAUGCCGCAGGCAACCCGAUACUUACAGACACGGGCGCUGUGGCAGUUAAUGAAACAUGGACAGUUGCCGUUAUUGGUUUACCAGCCAAUUGCUGAUCGACAACAACAACAACAUCGACAGCAACAACGACAACGCUAUAGCAUCAUCUCGAUAAAGCAUCGUCUCUAAAAUUUAUUUUCUUGUAACUAUAUUAAGCAUAAGCAAAUGCCGGUUUUAUUGUUAGUAUAUACCUAAAUGACUUGUUUGUAAAUUAUUUGAA
Messenger RNA from Dreissena polymorpha, 774 nucleotides. RefSeq lists its product as uncharacterized. The transcript is spliced from 7 exons. Bases 107 to 610 code for a protein of 167 amino acids. The record is from RefSeq and is a predicted model, not a curated record. NCBI's taxonomy places the organism in Eukaryota, Metazoa, Mollusca, Bivalvia, Myida, Dreissenidae.